Molecule: messenger RNA, 2690 nt
Organism: Paramacrobiotus metropolitanus
Lineage: Eukaryota; Metazoa; Tardigrada; Eutardigrada; Parachela; Macrobiotidae
Exons: 5
Coding region: 1158-2033 (291 amino acids)
Source: RefSeq, a predicted model, not a curated record
AUGGUGCUGUAGUUCGUAGUUCAUACUGGGAUUUAUAGUUAAUAAUAUUCCGUUUAUAAUAUGGGAUUUAUAGCUCAUUCCGUUUUGAGUCACUCCAUCGGAAAAUUUGUUUUGCUGAAAUGGGGAGUAAAAGGUUUUUAGCUUAUUUGUUGGACAAGAAACGGUAUUCGUCGUAUCCAGAAAUUUUAUUGGAAUCCGCUUUGGUGUUGGGGUUGGUCUGUGAAAUCUGUUUGAAGUUUGGAUUGCAAGUUCUGCCAGAAUGGCGAGCCAGUCGCUUGGACCCGAAUAAAUACAACCCUUUCGAUUCCCUGAUCGAAUUGUCUGGAGUGAAGGCUGAUGCAUGUUUCUGGGAAGACGCUCUGUCGGGAUGGACACAACCGCCCCCGAUCACCGAUGCCCGUCUGGUAUCCAGUGGCUCGGUGGGACUCUUUCCGCUGCUUCGACCAGAAUCCUGGGUUACGUAGGUACCCGUGCGGCCAUGAUUCUUGCGGCGAUCUUAAGCGUAUCCCUAGUAUUCCUCGUUGCCGUCAACCGCGGCUAUGCGUGUCCCGUGCAGCAGGACCAACUGCCCUGUUGUCGAAGACUGGCGGUCCAAAUGCACAAGUACAUUCCGUAUGUCGCCAAAAUCCAUCUUCCCGAACCCAUAGUGAUCAUCCUGCAUGCGGUGAUCGGCAUCGUCAGCUUCAUCAUUUACUAUAGUGGCUGGAUAAUCUGCGGUGCUCUCCCGAUGUUGAUUUUGGCAUGGCUGUGUGUUAUAUCGGCCAUAGCUUUCUUCGGUCCUUCCGCGGUAUUCCCCAGCUGUAUCCUUUUCGCUGGCAUACUGGCCGUUUAUUGCACCGGCCGAAUUUGGGGAUUAUGGAUGAAUGAGACCUAUUCUGCACUGAUUAAAAAAGCAAUCAGAAAACUAAAACCAUGGUCGGGAGAGCUGGGAAAGUGCAGCUUGCUGCAUAACAGCCUUUUUCUUCGGAUGCUGUGCCGUCUUCGCCAACGUCUGGUCGUUGUUUCAGCUAUUUCCCUCCGUCAAUUAUUGGCUACACAUCCAAUAUAAAGCAAUACAACACACCGAGACUGGUAGUGGCAACUGGACGUAUUGGCACGUUGCCAAUAUAACGGAGAACUGUACAAAACCCGUAACAAAUUUCGGCCAGAGAGUUGCGAUGCUGUCAUACUGGGUGGAUCUGGAAUCGGAAGAAUUGCGUGCUUCUCCAAGCGGUAAUUCGGAGCUACUGCUCAGCUUCACCCCGGCCUUCUCACCGGCCGUCGGUAGGGCGUUCCUGGUGUGGAGUGGAGUGCUGUCCGGCGUCAACGGUGUUCCAUUUGCGGCCUUGCUGGGCGCGGAAUUCAUUAUCAUUGGCAUUGGCGUGGUGGGUGCCUGUGGACUCCUCAUUUACGUCGGUGUUCGUGCCUUCUAUAACAAAUGCCGCCGAUAUGGCCCGACUGAACGAAGCAAAAUGACCGGUUGCAGGAAACAACCACAGCUGUCGAAUGCGGACGCUGCGGCGGUAGAGACCGGUAUUUUGGGCAGCACGUCAUCAGUUCGUUCGCACCUAUCAUCAAACGUGGCGGCCGAUGGAACUCGUGUCAGAACUGCCCAUUAUCGUUCCCUGGGGAACAUCGUCGACAACCAAGAAUUCGCGAAAGCAACGGACAAUCACGGUGUGCAAGUGUCUAUCGAACGCACAAUCAACGCACCGAUGCCGAAAGACGCAGAAAUCUCUUGCAUGUGUGUUGUAUGGGGCUAUAGGAAUUUACUUCCGCUGGUAGCCAUUUACCCUUUACUCUGCGGCCGCUUCCUGCCGUAUCCCCUGGUGGGGCUGUUCCUGCCCGAACGCCUGCAGCUACCCGGUCUCCUGUUGCUGCUGACGGCGUACAGUAUCUGGAUGUACCGCAAGUUGGUGGGGUGUGUAUGGCUGAUGUGGUGUGGUGGAGAAUCCGGAAAAAAGGAAAGGAAAGACCCUCGCGCUGGUGGAAACAGCAGCAUGCGUCAACCCAGCCCAAAGGCCCAGGAAGAGUCUCUCCUGAAAAUAGUUUAGUUGGUUUCCGACUGUCCAGCUUCCAUUAGGUUACCGGCACCGGGCACGAUGAUUACUGAAGAUUUUACUUCUUUGGUGUGUAGCCUGUAUCAGUGAAGUUUUUCGUCCACUUCUGGCAUACAGAUGCGGUGUUUAUCAACGAAUUCCUUCGGCGAUUCCUAGCAUACUAUAUACUGUAAGUAAAUCUGUUAAGCAGGAAGAUACAUAACUAAGAAGAACACAAAACCUUUUCUUGGGUUUUGGCCGCGAUUUCCAUUCAUUCAAAUACGUUAGAUAAUUCAAUCUGUUGGGCGAGUUUGUACCCAUUACAUUACUGUAUUUGAAGCAUCCUUGCCUAAAUUGUUUCCACCAUGUCCCUCUUCCCUAAGGUACUUGGACUGUGCAGCGUACACUGUACGCAUAAUGCCAUGUAUUUUGGUCUGCUCAGUUUCUUUUGGAGCUUCGCGGUGGGCUAUGUUCCUACAGUACAAGUAUUUUGUUGUUGCUGUUAUUAUUAGUUGUUAUUUUGUUGUUGUAUCAGCUUAACCUAUCAGCUUAAUGUAUCAGCUUAAUGUAUCAGAUUAAUGUAUCAGCUUAAUGCAUCAGCUUAACGUAUCAGCUUAUUUUGCUGUUGUUGUUAUUAUUAUUAUUUGUUGUUUUUGUUAUUUUGUUGUUGUA